Diabrotica virgifera virgifera (western corn rootworm) is the source of this 4354-nucleotide messenger RNA. RefSeq lists its product as uncharacterized. The record is from RefSeq and is a predicted model, not a curated record. NCBI's taxonomy places the organism in Eukaryota, Metazoa, Arthropoda, Insecta, Coleoptera, Chrysomelidae. Bases 930 to 2354 code for a protein of 474 amino acids. The transcript is spliced from 5 exons.
GACAAUUAAAUUAAUUUGUUAUUUACUUUUUAUUUUACAGUUUGUGGCUUAAAUAUUUUAUUAUAGUGGUGUUACGUUUUUAAUUAGAUUUAAUCACAAUUUUAAUCAAUUGUAUUAACCUCCUCUCCGUUUUUGUGAGUAGAAUUUUUAGUUUACAUUGAUCAUUCCGUGUUGUGUUUCUCCACAUUUAAAAAAGAAUAUAAUAGAUCCUGAAACAGUUUAUUCUAAUAGACAAGUGUGUCAUCAACAUUUUGGGCCUAUAUAUUUUUGGAAGUUUGUAAAAGAAUAUAAGGUAUUUAUCUAAACAAUCAUCCUACAAGAUUCUUUCAAAAAUUUUCAUUCAACUCAAUUACACAUCAGUGCUUUCACGUGACACAUGGCAGUAGUGUUUAUAUCAUUUUGAAAACAAAUUGGAACAUUUGAAGUUUUCAGUAAAACAUUGAAUUGUCUUUCUGUUGUUUUAAUUUCCUGCGAAAUUUCAUCAAAAAUCCCGCAAAAUUUAUAAUUUGAAAUUCCUACAUAACUCAAAUUUGUCAAUUUAGUUCCCAUUCCAAUCAAGAGAUGGCGUUAAUUCGAUCCGAAAGAUUAACAUGGUCGUGAAACGUCUAUAAGUAUGUAUGGUUUGUGCUUCAAACAUGAAAGUUUUUGUGUAGUACUGUGACUCUGGUUUUAAUUAUUGUUUUAAAACAGUUAAAUCCUUUAAUUUUAGAUUAGUGGCAAAUGUGUUUUCACAAAAAACUAAAGAUGUUAGAAAAGGAUUUUUUUGUGCCUUGAUGAAAACAGUGUCCACAGGAAAAUGGCGCCAUUUUAAUCUGUUGUAUUUGUUUCAUUGCAUUUUAAAAUACCUAUUUAUAUAAAUUUAGACGUUGAUAAGAAAGUUGUUAGCUUUUAUAUAUUUCUUUAUACCUAAUAUUUUUAAUACUUUAAAAAUGAGUAACUUUUCCAAAAAUCCUGCUGAUUCAGGCUAUUUUGACUUUUCUCAUUCUCUGUCUGGAGAAAAUACUUCUUUUCAGAAUGAGACCCCUUCCAAUAGAAAACGAAAAGCUUCUUGUAUUGAAUUUGAAAAUCUGGAAAAGUCUCCACCAUUUUCUAGUACCUUAAAUGAAUCUUUUAUGAACAAUUUUGAUGAAGUUCUAAAAAAAGGUUUGGAUUCACCUGCUCAACGUACCAGCAAAUCGCAUAGAACCAAUGAACAAAAGAAAUUCUAUUCUGUUCCCAAUACUCCUGACCAACAAAUAAAAUAUGGUAGAGAUACUUUAGCAAAAUCAAAUACAAAUAGUUUUGUGAAAAAUUUCUCUCAGUUUGGUAUGCAAUCUCAGUCACCUUUACAUAAAGAAGCUUAUGAGAUCUUGUAUCCAGAACUACCCCCGUUAGAGUGCAAAAAAUCUACCACCCCACUAAAAAUUGACAAAUCCAAUUUACAAGCAAAGAAAAGGCUAUUUUAUAAACCACAACAGAAUCUCUUAAAUAAGAUAAUUUCAAACCAUGUUAUUAUGAAUAAAAUACUCAAAGAUUUAUCAAAUGGUGAUUUAUAUAGGCUGGCCAAAGUUUCUAAAGCAUUUAAAGAAGCCAUUUUAAGGGAUAUAGAUGCCUCAAUCAGGUUUGCUGUUUCUACAGAUUAUUAUAAAGGAUAUAAAGAAAAUUACAGAAUUACACCUCCGACCUCUCCUGAGCAAAUUGAGUAUGAUACUGAAGCUCAAACUAGUCCAAGAGCAAAGCGAUUUCAAGAAUUCUACAAUACUGGAAAAAGCCUUUAUAAGAACCAGUCCCUCAUGAAAUGUGUCAAAUGCCAAGAACUUUCUGUGGUAGAACAUGAUAUUGCUCAAUGCCAAAAUAUUAGAUGUGGUUAUAUUGUUUGUAGAAGAUGUGAUAGUUUUUCCUUUGAUCCAAGACAGUUUAAGGACACUUGUCAACACGCCCAGUUGUUGAAUAGUAGCAGACCAAGAAAUUUACUUGGAGAUGUAAGCAACAAUUGUACGGGGACAAGUGAUUACAUGACUGAUAUUUCGAAUUCAAUUUUCUCAUCAUCGUUUAGUCUCAAUAUAAGUAAACUAGAUUCUUCAGGGACAUUUUCUGACUUUGAAGUAUCGACCCCAAAACAAAAGGUGAAGAGGAAUUUAUCGAAAGCUUUUGUGCCACGCUCAGAGGUGAAAAUUUUUGCAUCAUCAAAUUCCUGCAUUGACAUGCCACAACCGAAGAAAUUUGUACGUCGAACAUCACUAAUUCCAGUAGUACCAUUGGAGGCUACAAAAAUCAAACCUGAUACUGUAGAUUUGCCAAGUCCUCCUAGAAACCAACAGUAUUCAGUUUGUUCAAGACAAAGCAAACGAAAUUUAAAAAGAUUGACCCGGUGAAGUUACUUAUUAAGUUAAAAGGGACUAAUAUUUGUGGAUCAAUUUACCUGGAUUAGAUAUUAUAGACCAUGCUGUAUCGUCGCCCUCGUAAAUUAUUCCGAUUUGUUUUUUUUUUGGACAAACUUACUCAAAAAGAGGUCCUUAUAACAAAUCCACAGGGUGCCGGGAGGUGCCGCGAUCGGAAAAUUGUUUAGAAAAUUUUUUAAAACAAAUUCAAAAAUCAAUAUUUUUACUUCGGACAACUUUUUUUUAGAUUCUUUGGGUCAUUCUGAGAGAAAAAGGUCUGUUGUGAUUUUUCUCUAAAAUUGAUAGUUGUCGAGUUAUAUGCGAUUUAACACUUUAGCUCCCAUGUGCACCACCCGUGGGCACAGUAAGUUUUCUGUUCAACCCAUGUGUCCCACCGAUGGGCACAAAAUUUAUCCUUGUUCAUUUCGGUGUGUACCUGUCGUAACCGCAGAUAUAGAUGAUUUGCAUUAAAAGGUGUGGCCUACGGGUUCUCUAGAAUGCCUGUGGACGAUGGUUCGAUAAUCUCGCCAUUUUUUGAGUAAUUAAAGGUUCUGCUAUUUUGCCUAUCAUUGUAUCAUCUGCACGUGCUGUUAGCCUCUAAAAUAAAGGUUACUGUAGUGCGUAAAAUGAGUAAAUCGUGGAAAAAUAAACAAAAGUUAAGUUAAGAUGAACUUAGACGAAUUUUAGAGAAGAGCGAUUUUUUUGAAAAUGGCAGCGAGUCGGAAAAUUUGUUGGACGAUUCCAAUUUUGAACAAUUCAGUGAUGGCACUAGUGAAUAUAGUUAUCUAGAAACUACAAAUGUUGUUAAUAAAAACACUUAAAAAAUAUAUAAGGUGCACAUGGGUUGUUCGAAAUAAAAUUAGUCAAGUAAUUCUUGCCAGCCCAUGUGUACCACAUAUGACCACACUUAUUUUUUUGAAAAAUCAUGUUCCUGUUUUAACAAAAAUGUGUUUUAAUUGUUCUUAACAUUAAUCUUCAUGUCUUUAUAUCAAAAAAGUAUAAUGGGCUGGCACAAAAUUUUUCAAAUUAUGGCCUGGGAGUUAAAGUGUUAAAAUUUGAAAAACGCGAAAAUGUCCAUUUUCAAGACUUAAUAGCUGGGUUAAAAAUUAUUAUUAUGAAAGUCAGAAAGUGACUAAAUCAAAGCUUAAAGCUCCCCCUACAAGAGCCCGAAGAGAUGUUUGUCAUUAUUUUAUUACUAAGCUGUUAAUUGCACCAUUCCGGCAGUCCAAUGGUGCAUCUUACUCGCACUCACAUUGACGGCCGCCUCAAUACGCUCUUAGCGCUUAUUGAUAAUAAUUAAAUUAAUGACACAAAUUUCUUCGGGAUCAUGUAGGGGGGCUUUAAACUUUGAUUUGGUCAGUUUCUGACUUUCAUAAUAAUUAUUUUUAAAUGGUUAUUUUCGCGUUUCGACAACACUGAAUUUUAGAGAAAAAUCACAACAGACUUUUUUGCUCAGAAUGACUCAAAGAAUCUAAAAAAAAUUAUGCGAAGUGAAAAAAUUAUUUUUUUGAAUUUGUUUAAAAAAAAUGUUUAAACAAUUUUCCUACCGCGGCACCUCCCGGCACCCUGUGGAUUUGUUAAAAGGACCUCUUUUUGAGUAAGUUUGUGCAAAAAAAAAACAAUUCUGAAUAAUUUACCUAACGGGGCGACGAUACAGCCUGGUCUAUUACCCUUUUCGAAUAUAUACAAAUAUGCCAUUUAUAUUGAUAUUGUUCAUUGUGGUAAUCCCGAGUAUGUAUGGUCUAUUGUAUAUAUAAAUCAGUUUUUAAGAGUUUUUUACCCAGUGUUAUCUAUUUAGGUAAACUGAUGUGAUAGUUUUUCAUUCCUUUAAAUUUUUUUAUGCGGAAUUUUGACAGUUUGCCUUUGUAGCAUUUACAUCGCACUUACGUUUCUGUAAAGUAUCUUUAUAAAAGUACUAGUUUAUACAUCAUACGUCAGAUUCACAUAGUUAUUUACAUUGUUGCUAAAUGACAAUAAAACUAUUAAAAUUUUUA